Ostrea edulis (European flat oyster) is the source of this 6227-nucleotide messenger RNA. RefSeq lists its product as uncharacterized. The transcript has 16 exons. Gene Ontology annotation, biological process: signal transduction. Gene Ontology annotation, molecular function: protein binding. The coding region runs from base 138 to 4631 and encodes 1497 amino acids. The record is from RefSeq and is a predicted model, not a curated record. NCBI's taxonomy places the organism in Eukaryota, Metazoa, Mollusca, Bivalvia, Ostreida, Ostreidae.
AUUUCAUGAUUUGGUGCCAUAUAUGGGACUAUGAAGCUCCACAACAGACCAAACACAGAAUGGCAAUAGAGAGUGAUCAUUUUCUAGAACACGGGAUGUAGACAGAAAAUGAUGUUGAUGAUUUGAAUGUUUUGAUCAUGGAGGAAAAGAAGACCUCAACGGAUAGCUCAGGAGAAGAGGAGGAGGGUCCUGUUAGGAAACGGCCGAGGUCAGAUGCUGAUAAUGAAAGUUCUACAGAAACAGGAGACAAACAGGCUGGACCUUCAGAUCCAAGGGGAACAAUUAGCCAGGAGAGGAAGAAUUCAGAUUUCAACUUCUCAGACAAUGUCGUAGAUGGUUUCAAUGUUUUGAUCAUGGCAGAGAAGGAUACCUCCACAAAUAGCUCAGACGAGGCCAUGGGCGACACAUCCAAAGAUAACUCAGACGACGCAAUGAGCAACAUCUCCAAAUAUAACUCAGACGACACCAUGAGCGACACCUCCAAAAAUAGCUCAGAUGACGCCAUGAGCGACACCUCCAAAGAUAGAUCUGAAGACGAGGAGCAGGGUCCUGUUAGGAAACGACCGAGGAUAGAUGCUGAUAAUGACAGUUCUACAGACCUGAAAGACAAUGAACUUGGAUACUCAGAUCAAAAAGGGUCCACCAGCCAGAAGAGUGAGAGCUCAGAUCCGUUACCUGAUUUAACAAAGGAUCAGCGUGUCGUUCUCUACACUUUGUUAUUGUGUGAUGCUUUCUUGGAUGAAGAUAUGAAUGAUGACGCCACUAUGGGUGAUAUUGAUGUCAGGAAGACAUUGAGUGAGUUGGAGAAGAAAGGACUGGUGGAAUGUGACGGUGACAUUAUACUUAUCAGCUAUCUCCGAGAUAAAGAUGUAACGAGAUCUUACCGAGAGAACUGUCUGCUGAGUGACAUAGAUAAAGACUUCUACAUACAGGUCGCUUCAGAUAGUUCCCUAAAUAUAUACACCUCAGAGUAUCUCCUUCAAUCUAAUUACACAGAACAGUCAGUGGACACCCCUAUAACGGUGAUGAGACUGGUUGUUGAGGGACGAGCACAGGGUGUUAUGAACGAGGAUUUUGAAGACGACUUUUCCGAAAUGUUCCAUGAGGUCUUCGCUGUUGAGGAGUUUAAAACAUUUAUACAAGAGUGGUGCAGAAUAAAGAACUUAGACCUUAUAGUGUGGGCAAAUGGAAUUUCAUACGAGGAAGCUGUAAGAUUUAUAUCAGCAUAUACAAUCCUAGGAAGAUUUGAGAAAGGAUUUACAGAAUUGGCAUCUGACAUCAAAAAGUGGAGCAUAUUAUUAAUGAUUUUGAUGUCUGAAAACUAUACCAUCAGUGUAAAUGCCUUGCGGGAGAAUAGACUUAGGAUAAUUCAAGGAGUAUUCCCUUGUUUAAGGGAAUUACAUCAUCAAAUGUGUACAACUGAAGCUGUCGAGGUGAUUAACGAUCUGGUGUACAACGACAAGGUAUUAACAAUGAAUGGAGAUGGUAGUAGCGGGACUGUGGGGUUUGUAUCAGAUGAUGUCCGUCAUCAGGUGAUGGGUCACUUUGUUCUGGCUUGUCUGAAAAUUGACGAGGACUAUCAAAACUACAUUAAUCUGUCGUCUGUAGAUUCGUUGAUGGAGUAUGUCCGUACAUGGUGGUAUUCUCCAGAUGAGAGAGAGCGAUACAUGUAUCUACCGGAAAGGAUGAAUAAGUUGUUUAUCAGAAGACUGGGGAUAGACGUAAUACGACACGUCAUGGUGGAGGAGAGAGAGGACAGAGACUGUGGUGAUAGAUUCUUUGGAGUAAGAAAGAUGGUGUCUGAAAUACUGAAUAUCCCACUUGGUGUAUUUGGAGAAUGUCGGGAUACAAGAGUCCGUUUGUGGAGUUUUGUAAAGACAGCAAUACAGGAACAAGGUGUCUCAAAUCCAUGGAUUUACAAUACCCUUAUUGGAUCGUUUAUGAUUGGAGACAAUUCACCUGUAUCGAAAGAUGUGCUACCCUGUAUAACAUCUAUGAAGAAAUGGAGUAUUCUCGUCGUUAUCUUGAUGUCAGUUGACUACAAACUGGACGUACACAAACACUGGAAAGACGAUUUGAUAAACAUCAGAAAAGCAUUUCCAGUAUUGCAAAGUAAUGAUGCUGAGGAAGAUGAUGUUCUUGUAGAGGAUUUAAUGAAGGAGAAAGUACUGGAAGUAGACGAGAUAAACAACGUGAUGUUCGUAUCCGAUGCCGUUCGCCAUCUUGUGAUGAGCUUUUUUGUCCGAAAUUGUCUCCAAACUGACGAUGAUUAUAAAAAAUACCUCAAUCUGUCGUCUGUGGACUCGUUAAUGGAGUAUUCCCGUAUCUGGCGGUAUAGUCCAAAAGAAGGAGAGCGAUGCACGUAUAUACCGGAGAGCAUGGAAGAGUUGUUUAUCAGGAGACUGGGGAUAAACGCUAUACUACACGUCAUGGUAGAGGAGAGAGAGGACAUUGAUGAUGUUUAUCAAACAAGACGUACCAUUUCUGCAGUUUUGAAAGUACCCCUGGAAAUCCUUGACUGGGAUUAUGCUGCGCGAAGCAGAUACGCAGAAUGUGUCAAGAAAGGAACUCAAACAAUACACAGAGCUUGUGCAAUGAUAGUUGGAUGCGCAGGGGCUGGAAAAUCUACUUUGCUUAAACGUCUACAGAAACGAAGUCUGGACGAAUUGAAUCAGAUUCAGUCUACAGUAGGACUAGAAGUACACGAAUACAUAUUUGAGAUUGCUCCAGAAUCUGAUUGUCUAAAAGAUCUACCAGUUGACACAGAUAAAGAGGAGAAGCGACUCUUGAGUGUUGUGGACUUUGGUGGACAGUGCGCCUAUUACGCUUGUCACCAGGUCUACCUCAACAGAAGAGCCUUCCAUCUUCUCGUUCUCAACAUGUCUAAGAGAUUUGAUGAGAAAGUUGACCCCUCACUAUGUGAACAGGAAGGGACCAUGUUUACUGACUGGUCUUAUGGCAAAUACAUGUUGUUCUGGUUGAAGUCAAUACAUACCUACUGUGACAAUGACGCCCCGGUUAUCAUUGUCGGAACUCAUCUAGACCAAGCCGUAGGACAGAACUCCAAUAUGUUGUACAACAGCAUACUGUGUUACCUCCAAUUCGACAAACACUUAACGACACACCUAGAUAGAAACCGCUGCUUCGUUCUAGGUUUUAAGUCGGAUGGUUCAUCAUUCCAGGACACGCUAUCCGACCUAGAGAAGUGUAUGGUUUCAAUUGCUAAACAAGAUAGAUGGAGGGAAACCAUUCCUACAGACUGGGCACUGUCUGAAGUUGUACUCCGAGAACUCAGAGGACGGGGGAAAAGAAUGACAUCAGUUAAAAAACUAUCGGAAAGUUGUUUUGGGGAAAACAAAAAGAAAUACACACAAAUCAGAGAUAUCCUGAAAUUUUACCAUGAUACAGGCGUUAUACUACACUUUGAAGAGAGCUCUCUUGUCGAAAAUGUCAUCAUUGACAUCCAGUGGUUCGUUGAUUCCUUUAAGAACAUAAUAACCGAUCUAAACCAUGUCAGGGAUAUUGUCGACAAUCAUAGCGAUUGGAAGGAUUUUAACGAAAAUGGUCACAUACAAGAUAUUAUCUUGACCAAAAUUUGGAGCAAUCAGAACUUUGAAAUAAAUCCCCUUGACAAAACAAACUUGUUACUUUACAUGGAACGUCUUGGUCUCAUCUUUAUUGGUCAACAGGCGCAUUACAUUCCUUGCAUGAACAAGAGAUCAUUUGCCAUCGAACAACAGAGAGAUUUGCAAUCCAUUCAAAGCAAAACAUCAGUAAUGGUCUUUCGAUUUCCCUUUCUGCCAUAUUUCGUUUAUUUCCGUCUGAUUGUUGCUUGUCUGAAAAGUCGAGAAUGGAGAUUACCAAUAGACGAACGCUUAUCUUUAUAUAAAAAUCUAGCGUGUUUUGUCUAUAAGAGCCACACUGUAGCCCUUGCUGUGAAUGAAUACUCCAUUCAACUUCAAGUUUUUCAUCGCCAGAAAGAUCUAAUCUCAAAAACUGUCACAUUGGAAAUUCGUGACGAUAUUGAAAGAUUACUGAAUGAUUUAACCAGUAACUUUCACAAGAAAAUCACGUACACUGUAGGAUAUCAAUGUUCAAAACAGGAAGUGUUUCGGGAACAUGAUGACUGUUUUGUUGAAGAGGCAAAAAUCCACGGGAAAGGCAAGCAGACGUGCCCAAUACACGAAGCAGAAAAUCAUCAUAUCCUAAGGAAAUCAAACCUCCUACAUUAUUGGAAUAAGGACGUUCGGGACAAACCAACAAGUGUGUCCAUUGUUUUAUCUGAGAAAGAUCUGUCGAAGUUCAACAAGGUGAUUGGAAAUGAUAUGGAAUUGAUUGCCACCUGCUUGGGAUUAUCACAAGUGGAGAUAGAUAGAUUGAAGAGGGAAAAUCCUACUUCCAUGAGUACUGUGGUACACAAAAUCCUUGUCACAUGGAAACGCAAAAUGGGCCCUACAGCAACACUGGAGAACUUGGAAAAAACUUUACAGGACGCAGAAAGAGACACUGGUGCAAACGUGGACUGGGAUGUGUUUAAUCGAGCAAAGACGGUUAUUCUGAAAGUAAGGAAUGAACUGACGCUGUACACACGAGCCUGCGAAGGCGGAACUACGCAUGUAAAUAUGUUGUAGGUUGAUCGAUUCAAUAAUCAACCUAAGGGAACGACCCUGAUCAUAUAUAGUUUUUUUUGGAAUUAUUUUUCGCGAUAUAUUAUUGUGUGUCAAAAAAAACGGUCUAUACGGAUGGUUACGUGUGAUUAACACUUUUACUAGAGAACAUAUAUUUCAGUUCGGUAUUAUAACUUAAUUAUUCGGAAUACACGAAAGUUUAAAGGUCAAUUAUAGUAUAAAACAAUCUUAAUCCCAGUACAUUUUACAAACCAUGACAUAGUGCUGAUCGGUUUUCCUUCAAAAUCUUUUUUAAUAUUAAUUUUUUGGUUUACAAAGCAAAGUCAAACAAUAACAGAAAAUCGUUGCUAACUUUUGUUUGUUUGUUUUUUUUUUUUGUUUUUUUUUUUGUUUUUUUUUUUUUGUUGUUUUUUUUUUUUUUUUUUUUUUUUUUGUUCAAACGUAACAAAAUUUAUCCUCCAGCCCAGCGUAAGUCAUGAAUGGUACUUUUUAGAUAAACAAUGCGUAUUUAUUUUGCUGUUUGUAGUAUGUGGUUAGCUGAUGUCAAUCUAUCAUAGGUAACACUGUCAGUAUUGUUGUCGCGGUGUACAGUAUUAUGCAUUAUGUUGUACAUUUGGAUCUUCGUAUUCUUGUGUAGUCCACACAGAGAACAGUGUAGUACAAUGACAGGAAGCCAGAACGCUAUCAUCAUCAUUUCAAAUUUUUGUUAAUGAAUUUUGCACUGACUUUUGCAGGAAUCAUUUAAUGAUCAUAUAACAGAUUCGCUUGUAUGUAAAUUUGUCACAGUAAAUAAACGUUAGCAGAAAUUGCAUAUAAAUGUUUGUUUUCACUGAAUUUUAGUACUUGUAAAUACAUGGAAUUGUACUUGUAUAGAUAUAUGUCACUAAAUUGGUAAAAUAUGUCUGUAUAAACAUGUAAUUAUCGAAUGUUUUUGCUUUGUGUGUAUUAUUGUUGACACAUUUGUAGAAUAAAACUGAUGGUAGGGUUGCAUCAUGCCUGUGUAGUCAGUAUUAAACAAAUAUCUUUGUCAAUAUUAAAAUGUUCGUUAUUUAUGUACAGUCUAGAUAUUUAGCACUUGUUUCAUAAUUGCAUUUUUUUGUAUUUCAUAAUCUGAAAAGGAAUCAUAACCUAUUAGCAAAUAAAAAUAAUAAACAAGAGUAAAAAAAUAAAUAAAAAAAAAAACAACUAAAAAAAUGAAAUAAUUUAUCUACAGUAUAGAUUCAUGUUUGUCAACCGAUUUCCUGCUUAGCCAUGGUACGUUCAUGAUGAGGAUUUAAUAUUUUACAGGUGGAAAUACAAUUUCUAAUGUUAGCGAUGCAGCUGAUUAGCUCCUUGUAUGAUAUUUUAUACACAAGAUAAAUUAUAAUACAAAAUAUUACAAAAUCUGAAGAUGUCGCUACUAACAUUGCCAUCCAUGUUUUAUUCAAAUUAUUUGUUAAGUGUACACAUUUUGAUUUUUUUUUACAAAAAUUAUUCAUUUCUUUGAUGUAUUUUACCCCAACCGCUUAUGUUUCUGACCAGUCAGUCGGCCAGUUCCUGUCUUGUCAGCGCAACUGCUAUAUCCUAUGUAGCAUCACUGUUCAUUAUAUGCCAAGCAAU